Molecule: messenger RNA, 1283 nt
Organism: Cuscuta epithymum
Lineage: Eukaryota; Viridiplantae; Streptophyta; Magnoliopsida; Solanales; Convolvulaceae
Source: the annotation of a GenBank genome assembly
CAGAUAUGGAGUGAGAAGCAGUCUUAGACAGCCUAACCACUUCCACUUAUAUAAACAAAACACAUUUAAGGGCAGAAGAGAAGAAUCACCCCUGUUUAUCUUCCCUCUCCAAUUUAUGUUUCUUCAAGCUAUAAAAAUAAGUUACUUGCUCAUCACCUCAUACAGCAUACAUACUGCAAAGAAUGGCCCUUCUUCCCACUCUGCAAAAUGAUGAAACCAGCUUGGUUUUAUCCUGUGAUCCAAAGCCUAGGCUUAAAUGGACUCCACAGCUUCACCAUAGAUUUGUAGAAGCAGUAAAUCAGCUUGGAGGUGCAGAGAAGGCAACACCUAAAGCAUUGAUGAGAGUAAUGAACAUUGAUGGCCUUACUUUAUACCAUCUCAAGAGUCAUUUGCAGAAAUUUCGGCUAGGGAAAAGCCAUCAGUUGAAUUGCGACCAUGAAUACAGCCAAGAUUUCCAGCAAUCUCAGAGUCAGGAAAGCCAAUCACGUUCAGAAAGCUAUGAUGGAGCCCACAAUCAUCAAAUAAAUGAAAGCAUGAAGAUAGCUCAAGCAUUGGAGAUGCAAAUGGAAGUGCAGAAAAAACUACAGGAACAAAUUCAGGUGCAGAGACAACUCCAGAUGAGAAUUGAAUCUCAGGGGAAGUAUCUUCAGGCUGUUUUGAAGAAAGCGCAUGAAGCACUGUCCAGAUACAGUCCUUCAGUUCAAGCAGAGCUAUCAUCAUUAUCAACAUUGACAGAAAUUGGAUGCUCUCUAUCAAACUGCACAUACCAAACACAAGAACAGCUCAUAACUGGCAUGGGGUGUUCACUUGAAAGUUCCCUCACAUCAUCUGAAACCUCAGCUGGGAUUAAGGAAGACAAUGAGGGGGUAUACAAUAAUUCUGUUGAACUUUCACUGAUGGAAAUGCAUCCAAGGAAGCAAAAGGGGUUAGUUGAUAAUGAUGAUGAUGAUAGUGGCAGGAAAAGGAACAGAAGCAUGGCUUCUUUUGAUGAUUUUGUUGAAAACCCAUCAUCCCAUAAAAGAUUCCAGUCCAGUUUUGGUAAUAAUGAAGAUAAGUUCAAAAAGUUGGGAUUUAUGGAGAUUAUUGAUUUGAAUGUUAAGUGUGUUAACGGCUUUGAUGCUUAAUUAAAGCUGCAAAUGGUUAUAAACUUAUAACUGGUGUCUGGAAACUAUAUAUGAAGAAGCGGCUGGUUCUUUUUACCAGCGAGUUCUGUUUGUAAAACUAUGUGUGUAAAUGAACUGAUUACAGAAUGAAUCUUUUCUUUUCAAAGUAUAUUCCCUUUG